Messenger RNA from Sinocyclocheilus grahami, 747 nucleotides. Its product is annotated as ciliogenesis-associated TTC17-interacting protein-like. Gene Ontology annotation, biological process: cilium organization; actin filament polymerization. NCBI's taxonomy places the organism in Eukaryota, Metazoa, Chordata, Actinopteri, Cypriniformes, Cyprinidae. The coding region runs from base 1 to 699 and encodes 232 amino acids. The transcript has 6 exons. The record is from RefSeq and is a predicted model, not a curated record.
AUGACUAACCCUACUCUGGACCAGUGUUUGUUCGCAGAUUCACUUGUGACUGUGUCAGAUUCGAGCCGGGAGCUGGGAGACUUCUCUGUGAGUGUCACCAAGGCGAGCUACAAUGAGGAGCUAUGUUAUCUGCUCCAUGCCAACAGUCAUGGAAUGACGGAUGACAUUCCUUGUGGUACAUCAAUUAGAGCACUUGGGUGCAAUAAGCAGAUGAUUGGGGAAGAGUUAGUCGAUAUCUUUGGGAUUGAAAGGACUGUGUCCUCUCCAAAGGACUCCUCAGGAACUUGGCAUUGCUAUUUCUUGCCUGAUGGGCAUCUAGCAAGCAGAAUGCACUUGGGCUCACCUGCGAUUAUGAAGCUCCAGCAUUUGCCUUUCUUGCUUGAUGGAGGUUUGAAGACUUCAUCACUUUACAUGGAGAAAGACCAGAUUCCUGUGUUUGAGACAGAGCGUUUUGAUUGGACGAAAAAUAUGCAAAUGUGUGACUCAUUUUCACUCACACAGGAAGAACUCAAAGCAGACUACUCCUACAUCAGACUUCACCCUGAGCUAAAGGCUUUAUUGGGGGACUUCCUGCUAUUUCUGCUGUUGAGGAAACCUCAGGAUGUUUUCUCAUUUGCUCAUGACUUCUUUGCGCCCUUUGUCUCUCAAAGUACUCCAGGAAAAUCCCUUAAAGACUCUCAAAACUUUCCACAGGAAUAACAAACACUAACCAAUUACUAAUGUAUUGAAAAUAAAGGUUUUCUUCUA